AACAUGAAAAACAACGACGGUUUAACUCCUCUAGAAGUUUUAUUUAAACGAAGAGUAGAAGAAUGCAAACUGUAUCUUCUGGAUGAAGAAGACCCUCAAAUUAUCGAUAUAGGCAAGAUUACUUGGAAUUCUAUAAGGAGUGUAAUCAAAUUCGUUUUCAGGUACAAAAUUGAACAGUGCUCAUUUUAUGUACUUUUAAGAGAAGGAGCAGAUGUAACUGUUAUUGAUGAUGAAGGUAACACAUUGCUUCAUCUGGUAGCAGCCAUGAGAGAGUCUCCCGACAAACAGGAAAUAUUGAAGAUGAUUUUGAAAAAAAUGCUUAACGUCAACGCCAAAAACAAAGAUGGUUUGACACCAUUACUCGUUUUGUGCAAAAGUGGAGAUCUUAGUCUUAUCCACUAUUGUUUGUUAUUGAGAGCAGGAGCUGACGUCAUGGCAACAGACUCUUCUGGCUGUACCCCCCUCCAUUUUGUCGUUAGAGAGAAGGAUAAAACGGAAAGAAAGCUGGAAGUGAUGAAGCUUCUCCUGGCGAAUGGGGCACAGGUUAAUGCUAGGAACUAUGCAGGAUCAACACCAUUCCUUGAAUUAUGUAGAAGCAAGGAGAGUAAUCUGUAGUUGUUUACGUGUCUUCUGGCACAUGGCGAGGAUGUUAGCAUGUCGGAUUACAAAGGUUACACCCCUCUUCACCUCAUCGUAGGAAACAACAACCCACUGUGCUACUUGUUGGUAUCCAACCGUGCUGACGUGAAUGCCAAGACGCAUCUCGGUAUCAGCACAUUUCAGUUGAGUUUCGAAGAUUACAAAUGUGCAGAGAAAUUGAUGGAAUGUGGUGUAGACAUGGCUAAGUUGUACUUUCCACAUACGAGUGAACAGAUGACGUUUUUCUGCGAGGUAACAUGGAAACAUAUAUUGUUGAGAAAAUCGAAAGACCCAACAUGGACGCAUCCUCACGUUGAGAAAUUCAUGGAACGUUCUCAUAAUAUGUUCCCUGAGAGAUUAAAGGCAUAUACAAGUGAGGUGAAGGAAGAUAUUGACAAAUUGAAAGCAGCGGGUAUUGGUAGAACUGGAGUAACCCUGUAUGAUAUUAUUACGUCCAGUAUGGAUCAAAAUGUAAAAUACUUCAGGGAUGAGAAGUUAGGGACCAAAUUAAUCUGGUGUCUGGACUCUCUGCCUGUUCCCAAUUCUACCAGUGCUUGAACAGGAAGAUGCAUCAAGCACUCACGAGACGGAGUUUGUUGCAAGGCUGUAUUGAUCGUCUUCACGUGAUAUUCAAUCGAAACAUUCCUGUGCCUUGUUUAGAAAAUAUUCUGUUUUAUCUCGGGGAAGAAUCCUUGAGAAAAUUGUUCAAGACAUAUGAACUGAUUACGGGCUCCAGAUCGUUGUAGAAUGUUAGAAAAAUCGAUUAUUUUCGUACUUUUAUAUACGAUGCUUGUGUCUUCGUCUAAGCAGUCGCGUGGUUUCGUGAAAUUUCAUUUUAAGGCUAAUAAAGCUUAUUUUAGAGGAACAGUUUAGCUACUUUUGAGGAACAGAGACUGCUCACACUUUCUUGUGUCAGAAUAUGCAAAGCAAGAACUUAAAUUCAUCUUCAAGUUAAUGCCAGAACAGUUGGUAGUAACCUGGAAGGAUAUAUUGCAGCGAAGAUCGAAAUACCCUACGCAGAGGCAUAUUCUCUUUGAAAAAUUCCUUGAACGUUUCUACAAUGUGUAUAUGAGGAGGGUAAAGAUAUAAAUAUUGAAAAGUUGAAGGCAGCCGGAUUCGGGAAAAGUGUAAUAACCCUGUAUGAUAUUGAAAUCCAAUUUGAACCAAAACGCAAACACUUGAAGGAUGGUAGUAUUAGGUUUCAAGUAUAUAAACUAUUCACUGUUUCUUGGAAGUAUGUACUACUAAGGAUCAUAAGGUCCACUUUGUCAGUGGAUGCAAUAUAUUAAAAUAUCAAGUAUAUAUUUUGAAACUACUGUUGAUCGAUGUAAAAGUCAAUGAGGUUAGACUCUUCAAGAACUCUGAUUUAGAUGCAAGGUUUAGAGGAAGUGCUCUUCAUAAUAGUUCAAUGUGAAUGGAGAGUUUUCUCAGAUAAUUUUAAAAACAAUAAAAGACGAUGAAUAUAGCAGAUAAUUUCUUUGUAUGUUUCAAAGACUAGGUAAUUUUUGAGUCUAUCGUUAAAUGGAUAUUUGAUAUCAUUUCUCCAUUUUUUUAAGGCUGUGAUGAUACUCAGGAUAUUUGUAAUUUUGUACCUAUUAAUGUGUUUUGAUAUAAAGACUGAUAUUUGUGAUUGACGUACCUUUUAUACCGUAACUUUAUUAAUUUAUGUGUGAUUAAACUAUAUGUAUACCUACUUAUCUAUCUUGUUUUUUUUCA
Molecule: messenger RNA, 2355 nt
Organism: Harmonia axyridis
Lineage: Eukaryota; Metazoa; Arthropoda; Insecta; Coleoptera; Coccinellidae
Product: putative ankyrin repeat protein RF_0381
Exons: 1
Coding region: 4-615 (203 amino acids)
Molecular function (GO): protein binding
Source: RefSeq, a predicted model, not a curated record